Molecule: messenger RNA, 612 nt
Organism: Parascedosporium putredinis
Lineage: Eukaryota; Fungi; Ascomycota; Sordariomycetes; Microascales; Microascaceae
Source: the annotation of a GenBank genome assembly
AUGGCGGAAGCGACACCAACUUCAGCCGCUCCAUUACCUACCGAACUCGAAUAUGUCCAGUACUCCCACGACCUCGAGGAGAAAUAUCUACCCUCCAUACGGUCCCUCAUCUCGAGGGAUCUAAGCGAACCAUACAGCAUAUAUGUGUACCGCUACUUCCUUUAUCAAUGGGCUCACCUUUGUUUCAUGGCUCUGGAUCCGAGAGACUCAUCGCUCGUUGGUGUCAUCAUCUGCAAACUCGAAAUUCAUGCUUCUCACUCGCCUCCCACCCGCCGUGGGUAUAUAGCUAUGCUUGCCGUUGCAUCGGCAUUUCGAGGGCACGGUAUCGCGACGACGCUCGUGAAGAAGGCGAUUCACGCGAUGACGAUGCGCAACGCCCAAGAAAUCGUCUUGGAGACCGAGGAAACGAACGUCCCAGCCAUGUGCCUGUACGAGCGCUUGGGCUUCCUCCGGUCGAAGAAGCUUCACCGCUACUACCUUAAUGGCAACAGCGCCUACCGGUUAGUCUUACUGUUGCGGUCGAUAGACGAUGAAGAGAACCGUGGCCAAAUGAUGAAUGAAUCCGUCCACGGACCGUCGUUUGCGACCACGCUGCAGUUUCAUAGCUCCUGA